Molecule: messenger RNA, 2609 nt
Organism: Alligator mississippiensis (American alligator)
Lineage: Eukaryota; Metazoa; Chordata; Crocodylia; Alligatoridae
Gene: WDR75
Product: WD repeat domain 75
Exons: 21
Coding region: 11-2515 (834 amino acids)
Biological process (GO): positive regulation of rRNA processing; positive regulation of transcription by RNA polymerase I
Cellular component (GO): nucleolus
Molecular function (GO): RNA binding; protein binding
Source: RefSeq, a predicted model, not a curated record
CAGAGGGAAGAUGGUGGCGCAGGAGCAGUUCCGCGUGGUGCGCUGCGGCGGCAGCAAACUCAAUGGCUCCAGGGCGGCCUUCUCCGCCGACGCCAAGUAUCUUUUAUGUGCCUCAGGAGACUAUGUGAAAGUGUAUAGCACAGCUACGGAAGAAUGCAUACACAUCCUACAGGGGCAUACCAAUCUGGUGACAGGAAUCCAACUCAAUCCCCAAAACCAUCUGCAGUUAUAUUCUUGCUCUUUAGAUGGCACCAUUAAACUCUGGGACUUCACAGAUGGAAUUCUCAUUAAAACUUUUGUUGUUGGAUAUAAGAUUUUUGCAUUCUACUCUCUUGCUGGUUCUGACGAUUCAGGGUUUGUUAUAAUUCCAAAGAAUAAUGAAGAAGCAUCAGAUUCAUUCCAACUGGUUUUAGUGAGGCUGACAAAAGCUCCAGGCCAAGAAGUGGAAACCAAGGAAUUGUCUUUGAUUUUGGAUGAUAUAGACCAUUCGCCCAAAUGUACUGCGUUUGGAAGAGAAGGUGAAUAUGUGGCAUCAGUACGAGGCCUUCAUCUCUCUGUUUAUUUUUUCAAAAAGAAGAUGACUCACAGGUUUCCUUUAAGUGCAAGAACUGUAAAAGGUGCUAACAACUACUUCACUUGUGUAGCUUGCCACCCGAAGGAGGACUGCAUAGCAAGUGGACAUAAGGAUGGCAAGAUUCGUCUCUGGAGAAAUUUUACUCACAACAAAGAGUACACCUUCUCUGCUAUGCAUUGGCACCAUAAUGCCGUUAUGGAUCUGGCUUUCACUGUGGAGGGAACCAAUCUGCUGAGUGGAGGCCUUGAAUCUGUCCUAGUUCAAUGGCGUGAUGGAUCAGAGUCAAAGAAGGAAUUCUUGCCCCGUUUGGGAUCUACUAUUGAACAUAUCUCAGUCUCCCCUGAUGGGACUUUAUGUUGUACCUCGCACGCAGAAAACAAAAUAACAAUCAUACAAAGCAACCUGAGAGUGUCUGCAGUAAUUCAAGGUUUAGUCAAAGGCAGCAGUGUCAAGACAGGUUUGGUGGUUGAUCCUAGAACUAAGGCUUUAGUUCUCAACGGAAAGCCUGGUCACCUGCAGUUCUUUUGUCUUCAAAGUGAUAAACAGCUGUACAAUCUGGAUAUUGUACAGCAGGAAUAUAUCCAUCAAGCAGGUCUGAGCCAAACUGACCUGGUGAAAGCUGCAUUUAGUGCUCAAGGCAACUGGUUAGCAACAGUGGAACAGCGACAAGAAAAGGAAAGCGACCUUGAACUACAGAUGAAGCUGUGGGCCUAUGAUGAACAAAUGCAAAGCUUUAAGCUCAACACCCGAAUAAAUAUGCCACAUGAGGACCAUCUAACAGCUCUGUGUUUCCGUGACACAGAUGGAGUGGAAGAUGGCAUUCCUACCUUGGUAACUGCUGCUAAGGAUGGUCGCUUCAAAGUCUGGGUGUUUGUGGAUGAGUCUGACACAGACAAACAAAGUGUGGGCUGGAUCUGUGAUUUUGUGGGCAGCUAUCACAACUACCAAGCUAACAACUGCUGUUUCUCAGAAGAUGGUUCCUUGCUUUCUGUUAGCUUUGAAGAAAUUGUCACUGUGUGGGACUCUGAAACCUGGGAUCUUAAGUGUACAUUUUGCCAUCCACCUGGAAAAAUAUGGAGCCUUUGCUUUGGAAGACUCAGUUGUUCCAAAUACCUUCUUGGCACUACCGAUCAUGGUUUUUUGUGUUGCUGGAACCUACUUAGUUGUGCACUGGAAUGGAGCGCCCAACUCGGUGUCAUAGUUCUGCAACCUGACCCCCUUUCAGAAAACAUUGCUGCAGUCUCGUGCAUUUCAGAAGAUUCAGACUUGUUUGUGUUUAGACCAAAUGAGCCAAGACCAUUAUGUAUCCAAAGAAAGGUCUGCAGAGGGAAAGUCCAAUGUGCUGUCUUUAUCCCAAGAAAUGUUCCUGAAACAGUUGGCUCAGAAAAAUACCAGUGGCUAAGUAGAUCUCAGCUUUAUUUCUUGACUGCAAUGCAAGAGCUAAUGACAUUUAGCACAAAGUCCCCAGAAAUGAGACUUACUCCAUCAAGCAAACAGCUGGCAGUAGAAGAGAGUCUCCCCAUGACCCCCUUUUACUUGCUGUUGGGAAAGCACAGAGAGCAGCAACAGUUAAAGAAGGAUGCAGACAUUGGGAAAGCAGUUGUUCAUAGUCACUCAGCCCAGAGUUCACCUGCAGUCAAAGAGCUCCUGCACACUCCUGCACAUGUCUUGCCUUCUGCUGCUUUCCUGUGUUCUAUUUUUAUUAAUACAUUGCUGAUAUCCAAAGAGAAUAAAAGUAAUGGAGAAGUAGCUGACGAAGUAGAAAUGGAAAGUGAAAAAGCAGAGGAUGAAUCGGAUGAAGACAUAGAUCAUACUGCAAUUGAGGAAGAUCCAAAGCUAACAGAGCUUUGGGGUGAAAUGACACCAAAAUUGUCUAAGUCUCAGGAAAAAGAACUGCGAAAAAUCAGAAAAACAGACUACAGUUGGAUUUCUGCUCUCUAAGAGCAUCAUGACAAUUUUGCACUUUCUAUUUUUAUUUUUCAUCAGAAUUCCUUCUUAAACGGUCAUAUGCACAAUUAAAUGUUCUUCUACCACA